Messenger RNA from Mesorhabditis belari, 294 nucleotides. NCBI's taxonomy places the organism in Eukaryota, Metazoa, Nematoda, Chromadorea, Rhabditida, Rhabditidae. The record is from the annotation of a GenBank genome assembly.
AUGCGGCCACAUUGGCAAAGAUUGACAAACAAGGCGGAGCUACUGCAUCUGAAGGAAAUAGAGCGGGACUUCGAAGAAUACAAAAUCCCGAAAGAUGCUGAUGAAGUUGAGCGUUUGGUCGUUGACGAGGAGACGCAAAUUCAACUUAUUCAGGGUGGCGGCGUAGGGACAAUUCAUGACCUCACACGUCUCGAGCAAUUGAAGCGACAAAUGGCCCAAAACGAGCUGAGGAAGGCGACCGCCACGGAGACUUUCAAGGAAUACGAGGCAAAGCUCGGCGAAGCGGUUGACAAG